GCUAGCUACUAUUACAGAGUGCAAAAAACAGAGGAAACUCUCAGUUAUUACACUCUUUUUCAAAAGGCUAAAGAAAAAAGUGCCUUCUCUUUUUCUUUUGCCAAAUUCUUUUUGCUCUUUUUUUCUCAACAUGGGUUCUUGUAAAGAAGAAGAAAAAACUGAUCAACAACCAAAAUGGUUAUGGGUUAAUGGACCUAUAAUAGUAGGUGCUGGACCUUCUGGUUUAGCAGUUUCAGCUUCUCUUAAAGAAAAUGGAGUCCCUUCACUUAUUCUUGAAAGAAGUGAUUGUAUUGCUUCUUUAUGGCAACAAAAAACCUAUGAUCGUUUAAAACUUCAUCUCCCUAAACAGUUUUGUCAACUCCCAUUAUUUGGUUUUCCUGAAAAUUUCCCUAAAUACCCUUCAAAAAAACAGUUCAUUUCUUACUUAGAGGAUUAUGCUAAACACUUUGGUAUAAUUCCCAAGUUUAAACAGUCUGUAAAAGUUGCAGAAUUUGAUCAUGUUAGUGGAUUUUGGAAGGUGGAAACUCAAGAUUUUUUGUAUCUUUCAAAGUGGUUGAUUGUGGCUACAGGGGAAAAUGCAGAGCCAGUUAUACCAGAAAUUCAAGGGAUUGGUAAGUUUAAAGGAACAGUAAUGCAUACUAGUCUUUAUAAGUCUGGUACUGAGUUUAAUAAUCAAAGGGUUUUGGUAAUUGGCUGUGGAAAUUCUGGUAUGGAAGUUAGCUUGGACCUUUGUAGACAUAAUGCCAUCCCUCACAUGGUCGUCAGAAAUUCCGUGCAUAUUUUACCAAGGGAAAUGUUAGGGAUAUCAACAUUUUCAAUAGCAAUGGCACUUCUCAAAUGGUUGCCUAUAAGAGUUGUUGACAAGUUGCUAUUACUAGUAGCCAAUUUGACCUUAGGUAGCACAGAUAAGUUAGGUCUCCGGCGACCAAAAACCGGUCCACUUGAACUGAAAAAUGCCACCGGAAAAACUCCGGUACUCGACGUUGGUGCAUUGUCACAAAUAAGAAAUGGAAAAAUUCAGAUUAUGCACGGUGUGAAGGAGAUAACUAAAAUAGGAGCAAAGUCUAUAGAUGGAAAAGAAGGAGAAUUUGAUUCAAUAAUCCUAGCAACUGGAUACAAAAGCAAUGUUCCUUCUUGGCUUAAGGGAACUGACUUCUUCACAGAACAAGGGAUGCCAAAAACACCAUUUCCUAAUGGCUGGAAAGGGGAAAAUGGAUUAUACACGGUGGGGUUUACAAGAAGAGGGCUUUUAGGGACUGCAAAUGAUGCAAAAAACAUUGCCAGGGAUAUUAGUGAUCAAUGGAGGAAAUACAAGGGCUUCUGCAAAAAUUUUUGUACUUCAAGAAAUCUAUCAGAUAGCCAGGGUAUAUGUUUUUAGGUUUACGUUAGGAUAUAAAUUUUUCCAAAGGAUCAUAGUUUUGGAAAAAUAGAGUUAGGGUUCAUAAAAUUGUAAUUUUAUUUCUUCAAUAUUUCAACAAGAGGAAAUUUCUUCUUCUGUGCUG
Messenger RNA from Nicotiana tabacum (common tobacco), 1502 nucleotides. Its product is annotated as putative indole-3-pyruvate monooxygenase YUCCA4. NCBI's taxonomy places the organism in Eukaryota, Viridiplantae, Streptophyta, Magnoliopsida, Solanales, Solanaceae. The record is from RefSeq and is a predicted model, not a curated record. Gene Ontology annotation, molecular function: monooxygenase activity; flavin adenine dinucleotide binding. Gene Ontology annotation, biological process: auxin biosynthetic process.